Molecule: messenger RNA, 3052 nt
Organism: Oryza sativa Japonica Group (Japanese rice)
Lineage: Eukaryota; Viridiplantae; Streptophyta; Magnoliopsida; Poales; Poaceae
Product: probable LRR receptor-like serine/threonine-protein kinase At1g51860
Biological process (GO): protein phosphorylation
Molecular function (GO): protein kinase activity; ATP binding; protein binding
Source: RefSeq, a predicted model, not a curated record
UAGCUAAUAAGCACCUAGCAUGAGCAAUGAUGGAGCGUUCACUGCUGCCGUGGUUGCUUCUUCUUCUCUGCUUCGCCGACGGCGUAUUCCAAUCUCGUGCACAGCCAGACAGCAAAGGUUUCAUUAGCAUAGACUGUGGUAUCCAGCCGAACACGAGCUACGUGCACAACACGACCAAGAUAUCCUACGUCGCCGACGACGACUUCACCGACGGCGGCUCCAACUACAACGUUUCGCCGGAGUACAUCAAACCGCAGCUCUCGCAGCGGUACUACAACUUGCGUGCCUUCCCCGACGGUGCGCGCAACUGCUACACGGCCCGGUCGCUGGCGCCUGGGAUCAAGUACCUCAUCCGCGCCUCUUUCUUGUAUGGCAACUACGACGGCCUCAACAAGCUGCCGGUGUUUCAUCUCUACAUUGGCGUCAACUUCUGGACCAUGGUGAACAUCACGAGCCUCGGCCUCGGCGGCUCUCGUUAUGAGGAGGCCAUCGUGGUGGUGCCCGAUGACUUUGUGCAGGUCUGCCUGAUCAACACUGGCACCGGCACGCCCUUCAUCUCCUCGCUGGAGCUGAGGCCUCUGGACAAAAGGCUCUAUCCGCAGGUGAACGCCACGCUGGGCCUCCUCCAGCUCAACCGCCUCAACUUUGGCCCGACUGAUAACAGCCUCGUCAGGUACCCAGAUGACCCACAUGACAGAUUUUGGGGAAACUGGGACAGCUAUACAUCGAGCUUAUGGAAGGAGAUAUCCACGGCGUCGAGGGUAGAUAACUUAGACGGAGACAUAUUCGAUGCGCCGACGGCGGUGAUGCAGACGGCAGUGACGCCGCGCAACGCGUCAGGUAACAUCUACUUCUUUUGGGAGCCUUGGCCGCAGCCAAACGACCCGACGCCGCCGUACACUGUCAUCUUCCACUUCUCCGAGCUGGAGAUCCUCACCAACAACGCCUCGCGCCAGUUCUACAUCAAUCUCAACGGCGAACCGUUGAUCGAUACUGCUUACGAGCCGACAUACCUUACAGCGAGAUACUUAUAUGGCUUGGAGCCCCUUGAAAGAACCUCCAGGUACAAUAUCACCAUCAACGCUACCGCCAACUCGACGCUGCCGCCGCUCAUCAACGCCGCCGAGAUUUUCUCGAUCAUCUCCACCGCAGUCAUCGGCACGGACUCGCAGGAUGCAUCUUCCAUGAUGGCGAUCAAGGACAAGUACCAAGUCAAGAAGAAUUGGAUGGGUGACCCGUGUAUGCCAAAGACAUUUGCGUGGGACAAGCUGACCUGCAGCUAUCCCAAUUCGAGCGGUGCAAGAAUCAUAAGCUUAAAUCUGUCCUCCAGUGGUUUGAGUGCUGACAUAUCAUCCGCUUUUGGGAAUCUCAAGGCUCUUCAAUACUUGGAUCUAUCAAACAACAGUUUGACCGGCUCAAUUCCGGAUGUCCUCUCACAAUUACCUUCCUUGAGAGUUUUAGAUCUGACAGGAAAUCAACUCAGUGGAUCAAUUCCAUCUGGAAUUCUCAAGAGGAUUCAAGAUGGCUCCUUAAAUGUAAGAUAUGGAAAUAAUCCAAACCUAUGCAUCAACGGCAAUUCAUGCAAGGCAGCUAAAAAGAAGAGCAAGCUAGCCAUCUACACAGUUAUUCCUGCAGUUCUGGUUGUAUUGAUAGCAUCAGUUACAACACUCUUUUGCCUGCUGAGACGAAAAAAGCAAGGACCAAUGAACAAUUCUCUAGAGCAGCAAAACGAGAUGUCGACAUCAACAAGCCACGUGCUGAUAAAUAGUGGAUAUGGUGACAAUGUAUCGCUGCGGCUUGAGAACCGUCGGUUUACAUAUAAAGAACUAGAGAAGAUAACCAACAAAUUCAAACGAGUGCUCGGACGGGGAGGGUUCGGAUAUGUCUACCAUGGCUUCUUGGAGGAUGGCACAGAAGUGGCGGUCAAGUUGCGAUCUGAAUCCUCAAGCCAAGGUGCUAAGGAGUUCCUCAUAGAGGCUCAAAUUUUGACCCGGAUUCACCAUAAGAAUCUUGUAUCUAUGAUCAGUUACUGCAAGGAUGGGAUAUACAUGGCUCUUGUCUACGAGUACAUGCCAGAAGGAACCCUAGAAGAACAUAUUGGGAAAACAAAAAAGGGAAAAUACUUAACAUGGAGAGAGAGGCUCAAUAUCGCAUUGGAAUCUGCACAAGGGCUAGAGUACCUACAUAAAGGGUGCAAUCCGCCUAUUAUUCACAGGGAUGUGAAGGCGACCAACAUCCUACUAAACACAAGGUUGGAGGCAAAGAUUGCCGAUUUUGGCUUGUCCAAGGCAUCCAGCUAUGACAACAUCACCCAUGUAUCCACGAACGCUCUCGUUGGCACACUUGGAUAUGUCGAUCCAGAGUACCAGAUGACAAUGCAAGCAACAACAAAGAGCGAUGUCUAUAGCUUUGGCGUCGUCUUAUUGGAGCUGGUCACUGGGAAGCCGGCUAUCUUGCAUGAACCAAACCCCAUCAGCGUCAUCCACUGGACACGACAACGUCUAGCACGGGGUAACAUCGAGGAUGUUGUGGACACAUGCAUGCCUAGUGAUUAUGAUGUAAAUGGUGUGUGGAAGGCUAUGGACAUUGCGUUCACGUGCACUGCACAAGCAUCGACACAACGACUCACUAUGACUGAAGUGGUGAUGCAGUUGCAAGAGUGUCUCGAGCUUGAGGAUGCACGUUGUGCUAUUGGCGAUGCACACAACGAGUUCUACCCUGACCCUCGGAGCGACCACAAUUUAAGUUAUAACACGUAUGUCUCGGACCGGUCCAACGAUGUGAGUCAAAAUAGUGGCGUGUCUAUGAUGGAGCAUAAUUUUGGGAGGGUGCCUACAAUGGCCUCCGGUCCUGCUGCACGAUAAAAAGACUUUCUUCCCAUUUGGUGUAGAGACCGUUUGAUACGUCAUCCGUGUAAGAGAUCCAUACAUCUAGCCUGUUAAUUGAGUUUGUCUUAGUUAAAUCAAUGCAAAUACACAAAUUCCAGACAUUCGAUUUCUUUACUACUUUUUCUAGGUUUUAGAAUGAAAUGCAAAUAAAUGCACAUUAUUCA